Messenger RNA from Caenorhabditis auriculariae, 4240 nucleotides. NCBI's taxonomy places the organism in Eukaryota, Metazoa, Nematoda, Chromadorea, Rhabditida, Rhabditidae. The record is from the annotation of a GenBank genome assembly.
AUGCCUGUCGCUCAACACAAAGCUUGGAAAGCAUGCCGCAAAGGUAAGAGCUUCAUAAGGAUUAGAUAACUUGAAUUUUUCUAUUUCAUCUCUGAAAGAAUAAAACUGGUUUAUGAGUUCGACAUUGUUUGCUAAAUCUACGGGAAAGAAGUUAUGAGUGUUUUACCAUAAAAAGCCUCUGAAAGGUUUCGUGACUUUUUGAGAGCAACUGCAGGAAAAAAGUCUUUUUAAGGACAAAAUAGCCCCCGAACUGACUUCAAAGUUUGAAUUUUCAGGUCGAGUCCGUACAUCCAGCAUGGGUUCCUGCCUCUUCAAGCCGCUGAACAAAGUGGAACCGAAAAGACUCGUGCGAGUGGAGCAAGGAAUGGUCGAAGGAACGGCGCUGGUGACUUCUCAAGGGAGCCAAUGUGAGGUCUACCUCGGCAUUCCCUACGCCAAGCCUCCCGUCGGCGAGCUCCGGUUUCAGGUUCUUUUUUCUUUCAUUUGCUCGGUUAUUCCAAUUUUUACCUUAAUAACACAUUUUUCUUCUUGAAAUGAAGUUUUUCCUUCCUGUCUUGACAUUAAGAAAACUGAAAUAGCGAUUAGUUCCGCGUAGAUGUACACAAUCGAACUUUUUACUUGGUUUUGUUUGUGUUAUUUUGUGUCUUUCGCCGACUAUUGCUGUUUGUAACCAAUCUUCAAAAAUAUACUUGACCAAAAUAAGUUCGCGCAACAUGGAAUAAGUAUUUUUGAGACUUUAUUAUCAGAGAACAAAAUCAAGAGAAAAUCACUCAACUCAUGUAAAAUAACAAUGAGAAAAAUGUUCUAGCAUUCGAAAUGCAGGAAGUUAUGAAUUUACUUUAAAAUUUAUGGUUAUCAAAAAACUCUAGUCAAGAUUCAAAGAGCACUGAAUUAUGAAAAAAAAAACAAAGAUAAAGGAAAGAUAGGUACUCCCAGAGUUUGAUGAAAAUUUUUCGUAUUUGUUCGAAGUUUCAGCUCGCAAAUAAAAAAAAGCAAAAUUUCAGCGUUUAAAGUAAAUAGACCAUUCAUCAGGAAUUUGAAACACGUUCAAUUUUUCCUUGAAGGUCGAUUGAAUGAUCUUUAAACUACCACAAAUAAAAGAAUAAACUGAAUUUUUUCCUUUUCAGAAACCUCAGCCGCCGGAUUCGUGGGACGACGUUCUGAAAUGCAAAAAAUUUCCUUCGCGAUCCGUUCAAAAGGACAUGAUGUGGGAUAAAGUCAUGUCAAGCGCCUCCCAAAGCGAAGACUGUCUGUACCUGAAUGUUUUCGCCCCUGCAGUGGAGGAAGGCAACAACAAGGUUGGUCAAGAACAAAAAAAAUCAACUUAUCGCUAGCACUAUCAAAUUUUUAAUCGCGAUUUCAAAUUCCCCUCCGAAUGUGAUCAAUUAAAGUAUCUUCAUAUUAUAAAUCGAACUUUUUUGGAAAACUUUUUUUUUUCAUAAGUCAGAUAGAUCAGAAUGCCUCGAAAGAACCCUAAUAAUUAAAUUAAAAAGACCUAAACAAAUUUCCAAUUUUUUCAAUUCCAGAAACACCCUGUCCUCUUCUACAUCCAUGGGGGAGGCUGGCUGAUGGAUUCCGCGGAAAAAUAUACGCCAAAAAAUGUCUGUCGGCUGCUGGUCUCGAAAGGAAUCGUGGUUGUGACGAUCCAUUACCGCCUGGGAUACCUCGGAUUCAUGAGUACGGGCGACAGCGUCUGCAAAGGCAACUUCGGCCUCUGGGACAUGCUGGAAGCCUUGAAAUGGACCCACGCCAACAUCGAAGCUUUCGGUGGAGAUCCAAAGAAUAUCACUCUUUCUGGUCAAAGUGCCGGGGCCGCUUCUGCCGAUUUGCUGUCUAUUUCACCGCUAGCACGAGGUUUUUAUACUUUUUCAUUCAGGGAAUAAAAAAAAAGUUUCAGGUUUGUUCAACAAGAAAAUACUGAUGGGAGGAAACUCCUACUGUCAUUGGGCCACGACAAAACCUGCUGAAAUCCGCGAGUACUGUAGAAGAAAGGCUAUUAAACUUGGAUACAAGCCGAGAGACAGUAAGCUUCGUUGCUGUUUUUUUUUUCGAAGCUUGGGUUUACAGGUUAUUCCUCGACAACGGAAGAAAGCGCCGAUAUUUUUGACUUUUUCAAACGGCAGCCGGCUGAAAAGUAAGUUUUGACUGAAGUUUUUUUUUGUAUUGAAGGACUUUUUGUAUUUUUUGAAAGUUUCGUUCGUCAAACUACUCUGCGAUUUAUGAUAGGGACAUUCUGAAACCUUAGUCAGCAGAAGUUUCUCAACUUUAAAGGUUAGAGAAAAUUUCCAAACGUUGAUAAUUUUGGUUUUCCGUAAUUUUGAUCUGCUUGUCUUCGAGGGCUUAAAAAUUAAAAAUUAAAGUUACCCUUUUGCCGAAAACUUUGCAACUUUUUUUUUGAUGGCUGUACAGAAUAAUUUUUCAGGCUCGAAACGACAAUGUUUUUCUCGAAAACGAUUUUCACGAAGUGCAAAUUACCGCUUGCACCGGUUAUCGAUGGAGAAAUCCUGCCAGAGAGUUUGAGCCAACUACGCGCCAACGCACCACAGGUGCCCAGCAUCGUUGGUGGCGGCGAAUACGAAUCCCUACUUUUUAGUUCGUUUUUUCCAAAAACUUGAUCCAAAAUCUUUUUUUUAAAGUUAUAAUCGCAAUUUACAGUUGCAAUCGGCCUUCUCCGCUGUUCAGCCAAGGACGUCGCCCAUGCGAUCGACGAAGUUUCGACGCGUAGCGGAUACGCGAAAUCCUUCGUUCAAAAAUGUGCCCAGCAGCUUUACGGAGACUCACAAGAUGUCCGGAACAAUGCAAAGAAAAGAAAAAGGAUGUAUGUGGAGGUGAGAAGCUUCAGGCUGCAUCAGGAAGAAAAUACGGAAUCUUUAGAUGAUUUCCGACAUCUUUUUUAACUACGCCAAUUAUCGCCUGAUGGAUGAGCAAAAAAAGGCGGGAAACAAUAAUUGCUACGCUUUUUGCUUCGAACACACCAGCAAGAAUGUGUGGGGAUGGCUGCAGCACGUCGUUCCUUUCACCGGUUCGUCUGAAAUAUUUAUUUCUUGCGUGCAAUCGAAGUGAGUCGGCUGGUAGACAGGAAAUCAUCUUUCAACUACAACAAGGGAGAAGUUCAUAUUCAAACGAAAAACUUCAUUUUUAACUUUCGGAUAGUGUAGGAAUUCGAACUAAAAGAGAGUUUUAUUGCAGUCUAACGAAUAAUCCAAAAACAGGCAAUUUUAGAUUAAUAUUAAAAUUCAAAAACAGUCAGCGCUCUUCCGUUCAUGAAAUGAAUUCCCUGUCUGCGAAAAAAUCUCCGUUUUCAGAAAAUAAGGGUUCAUUGCAUCUUAAUCGCCCAUCAAUUGAGCUCACAUUAGUUUUUUUUCCCAAAAGUUUGAAGCAUUGACUUACAAAAAAGAAUGAUUCUGAAGAAUGAUACUUUUUUUUUCUAUUUAUUAAAAAGUAGUCCGAGUAACUUUUUCAAACCUUCCAUAGAGCAGCAAUACUUCUUGCACCCUGAUGAUGCUCAUGAAUGAUCACCUUUUCUUUAUUCUGAUCGUUUUCAGGAGGAACGCACACUUCCGACGUCACGUACCUCUUCGACUGUAAUUAUAUGAACGCGCCUCUUCCGAUGGAUAAGCAGGAUCGCGUCGUCUCCGACGUCAUGACCCGAUAUUUCGCCCAAUUCGUCAAGUCGGGGUUAGUUCGCACGAUUUUUUCCAUUUAUUUUUUCUUCCUGUUCCAGAAAUCCAAAUGAAAAAUCCACCAAUGGAGCUGAAUUGCCGCAAUGGACUCCGAUCCAAAACGACGACACCGAAAUGAAAACUCUCUGCUUCAAUUUAGAACCUCAGAUGAAAACAAAAGUGAGCGUUUUUCAUAGACAGAGGGAACUCGAAAGUAGUAGUUUGAAAAUCUGCCAAAACUAAGGCUAGGCCAACUGACCAUAAUUCAUGAAAAGCUGUCCAAUCUAUCCAUUUCCAUUUGAAUCAAGGCUACUUAAAAUUUUUCAGUCUAUUCUCUCUAAAGACUGAAUAAUUUCUGGAAAUUUCGAGGUUUCAUGACUUGACUAAAAUCAGAAGACAAAACAUUUUUUUAUGGAUUUGAACUUUUGUUUCAGCUGAGAACUUUUUCUUUUGCGCAGACCUUGUGAAAUUCAAAAAAAGGCUCGACUAAUAACUAUGAGAACUUUCAGGAAUACAUUCAAAGAAUGCGACAACUUCAAGAAGAAAGGUCGAAAAUACCGUCAAUUCAAAUUUCCUGA